CUUGUGGGUAGGCUCCCAACGUCCUUGUCCUACCAAACCCGCACACCGAGUGGUUCGACGCAAGGGCUCGGGGAUCUCUGUCAUUUACUGGUGCUUGAAUAAAAUCCGAUUUUCAGACAUGAUGGCAGCAAGGUUUCUCCGCCGCGCUCUCCCCGUGCUGAGGCAGAGUCGCUCCUACGCCGAGGCAGCCUCCGGAGCCCCGCAGAUGUCCUUCACUUUUGCCUCCCCGACACAGGUAUUUUUCAAGGAGGCCAGUGUAAAGCAGGUGGAUGUGCCCACGCUCACUGGUGCAUUCGGUAUCCUUCCUGCCCACGUACCCACCCUGCAGGUGCUCAGGCCCGGUGUUGUCACAGUCUUCAACGACGACGGCUCCUCUGUCAAAUACUUUGUGAGCAGUGGGUCAGUAACAGUCAACGCUGAUGCUUCAGUGCAGCUGCUAGCUGAGGAGGCUGUUCCCUUGGACCAGCUGGACGCUGCAGCAGCCAAAGCUAACCUGGAGAAGGCCCAGUCCGAGCUGGCCGGGACAUCUGACGAGGCUGCGAGAGCGGCCGUUCAGAUCAGCAUAGAGGCCAACGAGGCCAUCAUCAAGGCUCUGGAGUAAACCAGUGGUAAUCUUUUCUGUUUCUUCGAUGGAAAUCGAUGGUCCAUCUGUGUUUCCAGCUCCGUCACGUCAGUGUCCAGAAGAUUCCAUGCUUUCUUUGUACAGUGGAUGAAAUGAAAAAAUAAAUUUAUUUGGAGUUACCUGG
Mugil cephalus (flathead mullet) is the source of this 746-nucleotide messenger RNA. It is a transcript of the gene atp5f1d, whose product is annotated as ATP synthase F1 subunit delta. NCBI's taxonomy places the organism in Eukaryota, Metazoa, Chordata, Actinopteri, Mugiliformes, Mugilidae. Gene Ontology annotation, biological process: proton motive force-driven ATP synthesis. The transcript has 5 exons. Gene Ontology annotation, molecular function: proton-transporting ATP synthase activity, rotational mechanism. The record is from RefSeq and is a predicted model, not a curated record. Bases 119 to 601 code for a protein of 160 amino acids.